UUUAAUAAGAAGCGAAUCCUACAGGCUAGAGACUAGUUGCUGCUACAAAUACCGUGUCCGCGUCACUGACUGAAACUAAACUCUAUCACGCACAAUUACAAUUACUCAUUGUGUCCCUCUUUCUCUCGCGCUCUCACUUAACCAAAAACCACGAGAAGAGGAACAAGAUGCAGAUCUUCGUCAAGACUUUGACCGGAAAGACUAUCACUCUCGAGGUUGAGAGUAGCGACACCAUCGAUAACGUCAAGGCCAAGAUCCAGGACAAGGAAGGUAUCCCUCCUGACCAGCAGAGGUUGAUUUUUGCUGGUAAGCAGCUGGAAGAUGGUCGCACUCUUGCAGAUUAUAACAUACAAAAGGAAUCAACACUUCACUUGGUGUUGAGGCUCAGAGGAGGAACCAUGAUUAAAGUGAAGACUCUAACUGGAAAAGAAAUUGAAAUUGACAUUGAGCCAACCGAUACAAUUGAUCGUAUCAAGGAACGCGUUGAAGAAAAAGAGGGAAUUCCACCUGUGCAGCAGAGGCUCAUAUAUGCUGGUAAGCAGCUUGCUGAUGACAAAACAGCUAAAGAGUACAACAUUGAGGGUGGUUCUGUGCUUCACUUGGUGCUUGCAUUGAGGGGUGGUACUUAUUAAGGUUGAAUGCACAUCGGAUCUAAGAUAUUAGCUUGUUCAGGCUUGGUCAAUUUCUAGUUCUUGGUAAAUGUUUGAAUCGCUUUUGAACCUAAAGACAUGAAAGGAAGCUCUAUACCCGUCCGUUUCUGAGGACAUGAUUGUUCUUUAAUGUGCUUGGUUUUUGUAAUUUCAAGGCCGUUAUUGGUGGUCGGUAUCACUACAUUGUAUGCUUUUAAACCCAAAAGUUGGCAUCUUAAUGAAUCUCUAAAGUAAUAAUUAAUUAUCACAAAGGUGAAAGUUUGAUUUUA
Cicer arietinum (chickpea) is the source of this 919-nucleotide messenger RNA. Its product is annotated as ubiquitin-NEDD8-like protein RUB2. Gene Ontology annotation, molecular function: protein binding. NCBI's taxonomy places the organism in Eukaryota, Viridiplantae, Streptophyta, Magnoliopsida, Fabales, Fabaceae. The record is from RefSeq and is a predicted model, not a curated record.